AAAUAAUAUUAUAUUUUUGGUAUUUGGAGUUAAAUACACCUGUUUUUGCACUAGUUUGUCAUGCUUCAGUGGUGAUAAAUGCGCCCCCGCCCCGCUGUGUGGGCGGGGUCCUGACUGCUGUUUUCUUAGGUAGCCUGUUAAAAUGCCCGAACUCAAAACACUUCUUUUCCCAAGAUGGCGUCGAUGAAGGACAGCGACACCGGCCUGUGGCUUCACAACAAACUAGGAUCCACGGACGAGUUGUGGACGCCUCCGAGCAUCGCCUCUCUCCUCACCGUGUCCGUGAUAGACAAUAUACGGCUGUGCUUUUCUAGCUUGUCGCCGCCGGUGAAGCUCAAGCUGCUGCUCGGGAUGCUGCAUCUCCCCCGGCGGACCGUGGACGAGAUGAAGGAGGCCUUGUCGGAGAUAAUCCAGCUUGCUACGGUGGACUCAGAGCCCUGGGUGCUGAUGGUUGCAGACAUCCUUAAGUCCUUCCCAGAGACUGGCUCUCUCAAUCUGGACUUAGAGGAGCAGAACCCAAACGUUCAAGACAUCCUAGGAGAGCUCAGGGAGAAAGUGGGUGAGUGCGAGGCGUCUGCCAUGCUUCCUCUGGAGUGCCAGUACCUGAACAAGAGUGCGUUGAACACUCUGGUGGGACCCCUCACACCCCCUGUUAAACAUUUCCAGCUGAAGAGAAAGCCCAAGAGUGCAACGCUCAGAGCAGAGCUGCUACAAAAAUCCACAGAAACGGCCCAGCAGCUGAAAAAGACAGCCGGAGUGCCUUUUCAUGCCAAAGGGAGAGGCCUGGUCAAAAAGAUUGACACCACUACACCUCUCAAGGGGAUUCCCAAGGCCCCAUUCCGCAGCCCCACUGCCCCCAGUAUGUUCAGCCCCCCCAGUAACCGCACACCCAUCGCCCCCGCACGGACGCCCCUGCGCAAGGAGAGGGGGGUCAAGCUGUUAGAUAUUUCAGAACUCGAUAUGGUCGGAGCUGGAAGAGAAGCCAAGAGGAGAAGAAAGACUUUGGAAACGGAAGCCGGAGAGAAAGCAGCCAAAGAAGAAGCAGUGGUGGAAAACACCACACCGGACUAUGCUGCUGGCCUCGUCUCUGCACAGAAACUCGGGGCGUUAAACGAGAAUCCUCUGCCGUCCACCAGCUACCUACCAGCCACACCCAGCAUGGUUCCCUCCUCCUCCUACAUUCCCAGCUCAGAGGCACAGCCAGCAAACGCAGGCGGUUCGGGACGUGACACGCUGCAGUCGACUCGCCAACCAGAGGAGUCGGCGACGGCCGGCACUGGCGCCACCGCCACCUUACCAGGCCAGUACAAACAGAGGACGCCGAUGUACAACGCGAGCACCACAGCGAACCCCGCGACCCCUACAUCCCCCAGCACGCCAGCCUCCACCCCCGCCAGCAACGGGCCCCCGGCAGCUGCCACCGCCAGCCAACCAGAGACCCCCACCCAACCUCCCAGCACACCUCAGACUCCCACACCGACCCCGACCCCCACACCACCACAGCCGCAGCCCAAAAAGAAUCUCUCACUCACGAGAGACCAGAUGUACGCUGCCCAGGAGAUGUUCAAGACGGCCAACAAGGUCACCCGACCAGAGAAGGCCCUCAUCCUGGGCUUCAUGGCUGGAUCCAGAGAGAACCCGUGCCCGGAGCAGGGGGACAUCAUCCAGAUCAAACUGAGCGAGCACACAGAGGUUCUGCCCAAAGCCGACGGCACCGGCAGCACCACCAUGCUGGUGGACACAGUCUUCGAAAUGAACUACUCCACAGGACAGUGGACCCGCCUCAAGAAAUACAAACCCAUCACCAACACCUCCUGAGAAGCAAACGGGACGAGGGCUACUCGCUCAACACAUUCGAAAAAAAAAAUUCUCUUCACUUCAGAAACAUGUUUACACACACGUACGAGUAUUUGCAUAAACACAUUUUGGGCCAAAUCAAGCACCGGGAGGGUGAGAGAUCGUCAAGGAGAGAAAGGUCCUCCCUUUUCCUGCACCGCCAAAAUGCAGGACUCUUUGAAGAAUGUUUCUGUAUUUCUUUUUUUUUUUCCUUUAUCCUUUUUAUUGUUUCUGUUUUUAAGUCACCUCUGAUUCCUGGAUGAUGGUGUGGUCAGGAGGGGUGAAAGAGAGAGAGAGUUAUAAGAGUCUGGGGCAGAGCAACGAUUCUCACGGCAGACACCUUUUCAACAUUUGUACUUCCUGAAGUGCAAAAAAAAAAAAAAAGCAUGUCAACGUGUCUAGAAAGAAGAAAAGACGAGCUUGUCUGUAUUUUACUGUAUGAAUGUGACGCUUCUUCUACCUUUUUCAGAACAGAAUAAUGGUUUGUGACAAGAAAGGAGAACGAUAAUGACUGUCAUCGUAAAAGGUGACCAACAAAAAAAACAAAAAACAACCACACGCGGUGCAUAAAGUUCUCAAUGCUGUCGAGGUCUGUUUGGAGCCUUCUUGGUAAUUUUUCAUCCUUUUUUCAAAAGAAGGGAAGAAAAUAAAGUGACAACAGACUCCA
Molecule: messenger RNA, 2503 nt
Organism: Scomber japonicus (chub mackerel)
Lineage: Eukaryota; Metazoa; Chordata; Actinopteri; Scombriformes; Scombridae
Gene: nelfa
Product: negative elongation factor complex member A
Exons: 11
Coding region: 175-1818 (547 amino acids)
Biological process (GO): negative regulation of transcription elongation by RNA polymerase II
Cellular component (GO): NELF complex
Source: RefSeq, a predicted model, not a curated record